AGUUAUUAGUGACUUGUCUGUUGACAUACCGGACCGGCACGACUCAUUUAUAUUAGCGGGGCUGUACGAUGCUGUACGAUUCCCCUGGUGCUCGAAUCUCGAAUCUUGACUUACCACACAGCCACAGAGUUGGAGUGCAAGAUGGCUGCGUCGGCUGCAGGAAAAUUUGUGAGUGCUCUAUCCACUUUUCGGAGCACAACGGGUCGAGGACUCAAUUUGGGAUAUUCACAAACUUGCACAUAUCAGCAAGUCCGAAAUUAUGCUGCUCGUAAAGGUACUAGAGAAAAAGCAAAGAAAAAGAAAGUCAAGGUUGUUGUGGAGAAAAAAGUUUUUAUACCGCACAAGGAUCGUGCAGCAAAACUGGAGCCGUUGCCUAUUAAUAAAGUAAGAUUCGAUGACAUAAUAAAAGAUCCUGUACCCGAAGACGAUGUUUGGAUAGGAAAGUAUCACAGGAUGAAAACUUAUUCUCUCGCUGAAGCCAUUGAGUGUCACAAAGAGACCCACAGUCUAGAAAUGUUUGGAGUUCCGAACGCCUAUGUCAAAGCUAUGAUUGAGCUCGACAUGACUGGCAUAAAAGCAAGUAGGCCUGUUACAAAAUUUGCAAGACUCGCAGCUGUGCCUCAUUCUUUUGAUCAUGGUGAGAAUAGGAUUAUUGCAGUUUUUUGCAAAGAUCCAGAACAUCGUGAAGAGGCGAAAAAAGCUGGUGCUGCUAUCAUCGGAGGUUCAGAACUUGUAUCGCAAAUUCAGAGCGGAGAAAUCGCAUUUUCUGAUUACGACUAUGCUAUUGCACAUCCAAAUAUGAUGGCUGAUUUAGUUGUGAUCAAAGGACUGAUGAAGAAAAAAUUUCCGGCGGCAGCUACAGGAUCACUGGGUGUAAACAUUGCGGAAAUGGUACAUAAAUUCCAGCACGGCAUUAAAUACAACGGAAAUCCUCAUGAACGACAAAUUUUGUAUGGACUAUCGGAAGCCAAUUUUGGAAGGCUUGAUAUGGAAACGGAAAAAUUGGAAGAAAAUUUCGCUGCUUUACUGACCGACUUGAAUUCUAUUCGGCCCAAACGUCCAGGUCCCUUCAUAUGGAGAGUGCGAAUUUCAACGGAAAUGAAAAGAGAGUUUUUGAAAAUCGAUCACUCCGUGUAUUUGCCAUGUGAAGAGGGCGAAAAGGUCGACGAUGAGGAGGAUGAUGACGACGACCAGCCUAUUGCUCUCACCGUUUAAUUGAUCAUUGUAUUUGUUAAUGAAAUGAAGUAAAAUUAUUUGUUACUGAAUCGGUAAA
Messenger RNA from Venturia canescens, 1273 nucleotides. It is a transcript of the gene mRpL1, whose product is annotated as mitochondrial ribosomal protein L1. The record is from RefSeq and is a predicted model, not a curated record. Bases 142 to 1215 code for a protein of 357 amino acids. The transcript has 7 exons. NCBI's taxonomy places the organism in Eukaryota, Metazoa, Arthropoda, Insecta, Hymenoptera, Ichneumonidae.